CUCCAGAAUUACUCAGUGCUUCAUUGUGCUCCACCUUGUCCUCCUUCCUCUGCAAACCUAGAAAACUGCACUGGUUUUUAGGGUUGAUUAAAAGGCUUGAGUCGAAGAAGGCUGUAGCUCCACCUCCUUGGCCAGUGUCUUGAGGAAUGACAAACCGAAGCCAUGACCAACACUGAAGACCAGUAUCUGCUCUUCCUGGAGAUACUCAGUGAAAGUGAUAACACAACUGACCUGAGCUAUGUCGUCAGUAAUACUGUCCAGCUCUGUUCAAAAAAGACUGUCAACCAGUUUGGUGCGAGAUUCAUCCCAGUUUUCUACUAUGUCAACUUUCUCCUGAGUUACCUUGGCAACGGGCUUGUCCUCUUCAUCAUCUAUAAGUAUGAGAAGCUCAACACAGUCACAAACAUCUUCCUCCUGAAUUUGGUCCUCUCCAACAUUCUUUUUGCCUUCAGUCUCCCCUUCUGGGCAACGUACCAUCUGUCUGAGUGGAUAUUUGGCAUGGCAUUGUGUAAGAUGGUCAGCAGCGCCUACUUCAUUGGCUUCUACAGCUCCAUUCUCUUCCUCACACUCAUGACAUUUGACCGGUACCUUGCAGUAGUGCAUGCAGUGGCAGCUGCCAAAAGCAGGAAAAGGGCAUAUGCCAUCAUUGCAUCAGUGACAGUUUGGUGCAUCAGUAUUGUGGCAAGUGUGAAAGAGCUGGUUCUCCAAAAUGUGUGGAAGAGUCCAUUCAAUGGACUGAUGUGUGAUGAGUCAGGAUACCCUGAGGACACCAUGGAACGCUGGCGUCUGGUCAGUUACUACCAACAAUUCCUGCUUUUCUUCCUUCUCCCUCUGUUCAUGGUGAUGUACUGCUAUAUCAGCAUCACCGUCCGCAUCCUGUCCACCCGCAUGAAGGAGAAAUGCCGCGCCAUCAAACUAAUAUUUGUCAUCAUCUUCACCUUCUUCGCCUGCUGGACGCCCUACAAUAUCGUCAUCCUCCUUCGAGCUAUUCAGAUCUCAAGCAAGAGUGAGGAGUAUGACUCAUGUUCUGACUCUGAGAGUUUGGACUAUGCACUGUAUGUGACCCGAAACAUAGCCUAUUUGUAUUGUUGCAUUAGUCCUGUGUUUUAUACAUUUGUGGGAAAGAAAUUCCAGAGUCAUUUCAAAAGGCUGAUGGCAACAAAGAUCCCCUGUUUGAAGAGACACAUUAGCCUUAGCAGCCAGAGUACCAGAACCACAUCACAGAGGACACCACAUUCUGCUUAUGAGUAAUAGACAGAUAGACAGAGACAGACAAACAGACAGACACACACACACACACACACACACAAUCACAUACACAGUAAAAAUACCAAUUUAUAGUAUUUGGCAAUAGUAGGGACUGCAAGUUGUUUUAGAACAGUAUUUAGAAAUAUAAAAAUAUAUAUAUAUCAAAAAAAUGAAAUUGUGACAACAAACAAUUAUUUUGUCUUGCUCCAGAAAAAUGAAUCCUGUUACCUAUACUCUUAAACUGAAUUAGCUCAUUACAAGAUGAGUGUUGUACAUUUUACCAUAGUACAUACAGUACUUAGCAUGUAAUGUAUUUGUGUAUUCUUGAGAAAUCAUUCUGAUUUGAAAAAUGUUUUGUGAUGAAGGUUUGUUAUGUGUCUUUUAUACAUGCCUUCUGAGGCAUAGUGCUACCAUAGUUAAAUCAAAAUCAAGGAAAAAAGUGAUCAAAAUAAAGCUUGUUUUGUCAACUGCUGUGUCCAAAAUCAGCAUCUUCAGGUAGCUGAUUAGUAAAGUUUAGAGUUUUAGUGGUUUGAAAAUCCCAACAUUCCUCCUCUCUCCAGAGGAAAGCAAUAGCUACUAGUGCACAGCUGCAAAGUGAUUCUGCUGUUGAUCAUACAUAGAAGGCUAGACUACCAACCAUGGACUGCUGGCAACUCAAGGGCCCCUAAAACCGCUUUGUCCACAUUUAAUUUUAAUGGGAUUAACUGGAAAUACCCUUAGAGUAGCUCUCAGUCCCUAGCCCAUUGGUUCCUAAUGAAGGCAUAAACCUAUUAAAAAUGCUCACAAAUAGAUAUUAGAAUUUAAAAAAAAAGAUUCUGUUCAGUAACUUUCAAUGUCACAUGAGAAUUGAAGCAGACCUGCAGCAGCCCAGUGAAGGACAUAUUUAGAAGCUAAUGUGAAGUGAUUGUUAAAAGUUGCUUUUCUUGAGGAACUUUAAGUAGUUUCAGUUUCUAUGUGUGGUUUAAUGAUUUUUGCAUCAACUUUGGACCUGCUCCUGGUUCAGCCCUUAUACUCAGUGUCCACUUUUGUUGAUUCAAUGUUUAAUGCAAAGUGCAUGUGUAGAAAUGUGAUGCAUUUGACACAUCUUGUCUAAGUGCUUUAAAAAGAACUGUAUCUUAACUAUCCAAUAAAUAUACCAAUCAAACUGUA
Messenger RNA from Chelmon rostratus (copperband butterflyfish), 2397 nucleotides. Its product is annotated as C-C chemokine receptor type 3-like. Gene Ontology annotation, biological process: chemotaxis; G protein-coupled receptor signaling pathway; immune response. Gene Ontology annotation, molecular function: chemokine receptor activity. The record is from RefSeq and is a predicted model, not a curated record. The coding region runs from base 163 to 1251 and encodes 362 amino acids. Gene Ontology annotation, cellular component: membrane. Lineage: Eukaryota; Metazoa; Chordata; Actinopteri; Chaetodontiformes; Chaetodontidae. The transcript is spliced from 3 exons.